GGAAGGGAGGGAGGGAGAUCCGUGGGCGGCUCUUCGGGUUGGUCCAAGAAGGAGCAGCAGAUAGGCGAGGGAGAGAGCCCGCCUUCCUCCCAUCAUAAUAAUGUAAGGGGAGAGCGACCCACCCUUUCCAUCCAGGGCUCUCUCCAAGGGAACAAAGGGAGACGCCUGAAGCUUCCAUUGGGGGGUUUCGUGGAGGAAAGGAGCCUUUCCUCUCUGCGCUGGGGACACCUCGCCUUGGGGCUCCCCCGCCCUGACCAUCCUCCCUUUUUUCCUUCCUUCUUUCCUCUGCGAUGCCCGGGAUCGGAGCCAUCGGGGCCCGCUGCCGCCACCGCCCCCGGAGGCGCGCCCCACACGAGUCGGAGGCCAGCGGGGAGGCCUCCCGGGUCUCGGGCGAAGGGGCGCUGGAGACGGCCAUCUGGAGCUUCCAGUUCCGCCUGAUCGUGCUGGGAGACUCCACGGUGGGCAAGUCCUGCCUCCUGCACCGCUUCACCGAGGGACGCUUCCCGGGCCCCCGCCACGCCGAGCCCACCGUCGGGGUGGACUUCUUCUCCCGCCUCCUCGAGAUCGAGCCCGGCAAGAGGAUCAAGCUCCAGCUCUGGGACACCGCCGGGCAGGAGAGGUUCAGAUCGAUCACACGCUCCUAUUACCGCAAUUCGGUGGGAGGCUUGCUGGUAUUUGACAUCACAAAUCGGUCUUCAUUUGAACAUGUGUACGAUUGGCUGGAUGAAGGUAAAAUGCACGCGGAGCCCUUCCAGAUUGUGUUCAUCUUGGUGGGACACAAAUGCGACCUGGAGACAGAACGUCAAGUGACGAGAGAGGAAGCAGAAGAGCUGGCGUCCGACUGUGGCAUGAGAUACAUCGAAACAUCUGCCAAAGAUGCCAUCAACGUCGAAGAGUCUUUUAUGAUCCUCACAAGAGAUAUCUACGAACUCGUGAAGAAAGGAGAGAUUUCAGUGCGGGAUGGAUGGGAAGGGGUGAAAAGUGGCUUUGUUCCCAACAUUGUGCAUUCCUCGGAGGAAGCUGACUUGCUUGGAGACCAAUGUACCUGCUAAACUGCGUGCAUGCCAAAGUACCAUAUAGUAUGUAACAAGUGUUUGGGGUAUGUGGUCUGUGCAUCUGAAAGAUUACGUGUGAAGGUGCAUUAGAUCAUGGAUUAAGAAUGUAUGGCUCCUGAGCUUGCCAUAGCUCCUGAGAUACUUAAGUGUGGUUCAUAUAAGGAUUUUGAGAUUCUCAGUCCUUGCUUAAAAAGCAAAACAAGCUUUCAGUACAAAACAUGGAUUGGGUUAAGGACAGAUAAAGACAAGAGAGGUGCAGGUUCAAAAAAAAAAGUCUGCAUUCUUUGUUUCUAAUGUUUUGUGAAGUUUUUUCCAAGGUUUUGUAAAGGCUGAUUCAGGUUUAUUCAGUCUUCUUUGCCGAUAACUUUUUGGAAUGCUUAAAUUGUGAAUGUUGUGCAUAAUGUGGCAUGCUCACCACCCGUGUGCAUGAAAAUGAUGUGCAAAUUAUAAAAAAUUGCAUGCAGCAAAGAACAUGCAGUUCUGCAAAGGUUGUUUGUUCUGAAAAUUUCAUAAAAUUCUCACUUCUCCCAUCUUACAUAUCGAAAGAUGGGACCAUCGACUCUGCUUGAGAUCAUAGUGGUCCACACAACAACACAAAAAUGUUAAAAUGUUAUGUUGCAUUUCAUAAUACAGUAGAUUCUCAAGUAACUGGAACUCAAGUAUCUGGAACUCUCAAGCAAUCAGCAAAAAACCACAAAAACAGCAAACUGCAAAGCUGUUUUCAUAAUAUAUACACUUUAUAUAUAAGCUUUAUUUAUUUUCUUCCCUUCUCCCCUAGGGAGCUCAGGCAAAUUACAGCAUUACAUGCAUACACAAACAUUCAAUGCCUUUACAAUCGUAUACAAUAAGACACACAAACACAAACAAAGGCAGAGGCUUCUCCUUUCAUUGCCAGCUUCUGCAGGCAGUGCUCAUCUCUGGCUCUGGGGAGGUGCUUUUCUCAAUUUUCAUGCCAAUGAGCCUGCAUUGUCACCUCCUGGUUGAUGAGUCAGCAAGAGCAUCUCUUUGCCUUUUCCCACUGAAGCAGUACCUACUCACAUUUGCAUGUUUUUGAACUGCUAGGUUGACAGGAACUGGAGCUGACAGACAGGGGCUCAUCCUGUCUCUCAAAUUUGAACAGCCAACCUUCAGGUCAGCAGUUCAUCCAACCUUCAAGUCACAAGGUUUAACCCAUUGUGCCACAGUGGCUCCAUAAUACAGUAAAACUGUAUGCUAUUCAUUUAAAUUUUGUCUUCAUUUGCUUUUAAUUACUGUAGUUCAAUAUUAAUAUCAAGUCAAUACAGACUGUAUGAUACAUUAUGGGGUAUAGUAUUAGUUAAGGCUAUUUUUAAUAGUCACUCUCAAGUUGCCAUAAACUUCAUGUAUCCGGCAGGGUGCUGGUUAACUGAGAGUCUACUGUAUUAGUAUCACAUUGUGCUGUAUUUGUAUUCCAUUGAAUUGAGAACUUAGUUUUUCGCAGCAACUAGAACUGAUUUCUCCACAGCAGAACUUUUUCCACUCAUGACCUUUUGCUGCCUGAGAAAUGUUUAUUUGACCCACGAUAUAUAGGUAAAUAAAAUUGGUAUAAGAUUAAAUAUUUACUGAUAAUCAGCAUUUGCAAGGUUUGCUAAACAGGCCAAUUUUCCUUUUUGUGGAGUACGGCUGAAGCAUUUUUUUGCAGAGUUCACUGUAAAUACUGCAUGUUGUAGCAAACAGAUUUGUGUAAAUGGGUGGCAUUCAGAAACCCUUUAGUGUUGCCACAUUUUUCAUUACCCUAACACUGAGUUGAGGGAAACCCCAUGUGUUUUAAGAAGUAGUGGUCCACAACAUAUAUCAACCUUCUGCAAAUUGUUGCCUUCAAGAUAAUUUGGACUAUACUCCCAUCAAAUCGAGGAAGGUUGAGAUAUAGUAUGAGUGUUAUCUGGAAGUUUAAAAACUGUGAAGAAAGGUAGUAUGAAAGUAAGACUUUUUCCCACAUUCUCAGUAAAAUAGGCUUCUUAUAUUCCAAUUUAAGGUAGAAACUUGUCCUCUGGACUACCUCAUGCAAUGAAAUAAGUGCUAACAAGAUAUACUGAGCAGUUUUGGUAUCUAGGGCUACAAUAAUAACUAUGAUUUAUGGUAUCACGCCUACCAAUGAGUGAGGUGUUCCUUUAGAAAAAUAAUUUUUCAAGCUCUGCCAACAAUCCAUUGCUAUGUAUCACAUCAUGGUCUAUGGAUGUGAAUGACAGACUUCCAGGGUGUCUAAGUUCUGGCUUCUUGUACAUCUACACUGUAGAAUUAAUAAUAAUAAUAAUAAUAAUAAUAAUAAUAAUAACAAUAAUACACUUUAUUUAUAUUCUGCCAUCCUACCCUAGGGGACUCAGAGCAGAUUACAAAAUUUACAUACAUAGGCAAACAUUCAAUGGCUUUACAAUUGUAUACAAUGGAGUGGACAAACAAAACAAAGGCAGAGGCUUCUCCUUUCAUUUCCGGCUUCUGGAGGUGGUGCUUAUGUCUAGCUCUGCGGUUUUCAAGCUGGGGAGCCUGCAUUGUUACCUCCUGGUUGUGUGGCUGGCAAGAUUGCUUGCAGCAUCUCCUUGCCUUUUCCCACCAAAGUGGUUCCUGUUUAUCUACUCACAUUUGCAUGUUUUCGAACUGCUAGGUUGCAGGAGCUAGAGUUACAAAUGGGAACUCACCCCAUCUCGCGGAUUCGAACUGCCAACCUUCAGAUCAGCAGUUCAGCCAAACUUUAGGUCAGCAGUUUGGCAGCACAUGGGUUUAACCCAUUGUGCUACCACAGCUCCUGGAAUUAAUGCUGUUUGGCACAGCUUUAACUACUAUGGCUUAGUGCUAUGAAUUAAUGGAAGCUGUAGUUUUACACAAAGUCUUUAGCCUUCUGUGCCCAAGAGUGCUGGUGCCUCACCAAAUCCCAAUUCCCAUUAGUAUUGGGGUUUAAAGUGAUGUUUAACUGCAUUAAUUCUACAGUGUAGAUGCACCCUGUGUCAGUCUUCUUUGCAAGAUUAGCUGAGAAUGACUACAUCUGUAGCUCAGAAUAUCUGGAGAAAACCAGAUUGGAGAACCCUGCUUCAGACACCACCACAAACUCAAAUGCUACUUACUGGUACGUCCUGUAAACUCACCAUCUCCUAUCUGGCACUUUGUUGUGCGAGUGUUUAAUCUGCCACUUUGCUUUGCAAACUCGUAUACUAUUUUCACAUAGCUAGGGCAUCUGUCCAGUUUGUAGACACUGCACCCGUAUUUUUGGUGAAUGCCUUUCACUUCCAACACAAUCCAUUCUUGAUUACAGGAAGUUGCAUAUAUCGAUAUCAGCAACAAAGGUGCUAUUAAGUAGCAAGAUAUUUUCUAUCAUACUCUUAUUACAAUUUUUAUUACCUACAUUCUUUCUGGUCUAUCCAUUUUCAAAAAAGAUUAAAAUAAAGCUAUGUAAUAUGUACUCUA
This is a messenger RNA of Anolis sagrei ordinatus, 4472 nucleotides long. It is a transcript of the gene RAB39A, whose product is annotated as RAB39A, member RAS oncogene family. Gene Ontology annotation, molecular function: GTP binding; GTPase activity. Gene Ontology annotation, biological process: vesicle-mediated transport; phagosome-lysosome fusion; Rab protein signal transduction. NCBI's taxonomy places the organism in Eukaryota, Metazoa, Chordata, Lepidosauria, Squamata, Anolidae. Gene Ontology annotation, cellular component: Golgi apparatus. The record is from RefSeq and is a predicted model, not a curated record.